GGAGAAAGGGUAACCACAUGGAUGGUCAGGUCCUGGAGCUUUCCUCUGUGUGCCAUGCCAUCUAAAUUCGCUUUCUCCAAUCAACCAAGGGAGGAAGCUGGACCCCCGCCUCCAUCCGCCAGCCCAAAGAGGAAAAGGGACUUGUCAUCGGAUUCUGAGGAUAACCUGGCAGAGCUGCUAGAACCUGAUCCCGAGCCAGUGUGGUCAGUGGAGACACUGAGUGGGCUCAGGAUGAAGCUGAAAAGGCGGCAUUUGUCUAUAGUGAGACCUGAACACCAUGAGGUCUUCACCAGGCUGCUGGAGGAUCCUGUGGUGAAAAAAUUCCUGGCCUGGGACACGACACUGAGAGUGUCUGAUAAGUACCUCCUGUCUAUGGUCAUAGCUUAUUUCAGCCGUGCUGGGCUCUUCUCCUGGCAGUAUAGGCCAAUCCACUUCUUCCUGGCUCUGUACCUGGCCAAUGACAUGGAGGAGGACAACCAGGCCCCUAAACAAGACAUUUUUUACUUCCUCUAUGGGAAGAGCUAUGCCCAGCGCCCCGCAUUCCACAAACUGCGGUUCCAGUUCAUUCGAUCCAUGGGCUGGAGGAUCUGGGUGUCUCGGGAGGAGUGUGAAGAGAUCCAGGCUUACAACCCUGAGCUGUGGGUGUGGGCACGAGAUCGCACCAACCUGACCUACAACCCUAGGGCCAUGGAGGCCUGAGGUCAUUGGCCUGAGAUAGAUCCCUGCCUGAGGGAGAUACUCUGCCAACUUUAAGGACUGACUGCUGGGGGAGAGGAGAGAGGACUGCCUUCCACAGGAAACUAGAGGAACCCAGACUCUUCUAGAAGGAGUGGAAUGGAAUCACCACACUGUGCUCCUGGGAGUGGGAACACUUGUAGGAGCCUCUGGGGGGGAAAGAAGAAAUCAGGAUUCCUCAGGGGUGGUUUUACUCAGCCGCACCAUCUAAUUGUUAUCCCAAAUGUCCUCAGCCCCAUCUCCCCAAGGCAGCAGCCCUGUGGAUUCCUAUCAUUCGUCUCCCCAGUCUCAGGCCAUUUGAAGG
Molecule: messenger RNA, 1039 nt
Organism: Cricetulus griseus (Chinese hamster)
Lineage: Eukaryota; Metazoa; Chordata; Mammalia; Rodentia; Cricetidae
Source: RefSeq, a predicted model, not a curated record